Molecule: messenger RNA, 5332 nt
Organism: Mytilus californianus (California mussel)
Lineage: Eukaryota; Metazoa; Mollusca; Bivalvia; Mytilida; Mytilidae
Product: caspase-2-like
Exons: 9
Coding region: 183-1691 (502 amino acids)
Biological process (GO): proteolysis; regulation of apoptotic process
Molecular function (GO): cysteine-type endopeptidase activity
Source: RefSeq, a predicted model, not a curated record
UUUUUGCCAACAAUAGGAAUCCUGUAUCUCGUCGAUUUGCGUAGUGUAUAGAAGGAAUCUGUUGAAAAAGAAAGGGAAAUAUGGAAACGUUUCUGAUGUUGGUUCUGUUGUUAGGGAUUUUAGUUGUGACGUCAUUUUCAAUGUAAACAAAGAAAUGCUAUCAUCAGAUGAGAUGACUUAAUAUGGACAAGAUUCACAGAAAGGCUUUAACUCAGUGUAGAUCAAAGAUUGUUAGUGAUCUGUCACCAGACAAUGAAUUCUGGGACAAAAUUGCUGAGAAGGAGAUUUUUACUCCUCUCAUGUUAGAGUACAUCCAGGCUAAAUAUCCAAGACCUGAAAAGGUUAGACAGUUAUUAGAUGAUUUAUUACGGAGAGGUCCAGAUGCUUAUUGGAAAUUUUUGUAUUGUUUAGACAAUUCUGGACAUAGACAUUUGGCAGAUGUUAUCAGACAAAAGGAACAAUUGAUCCUAAAUCCAAAUUAUAAUCCCAUUAUCCAAGAAGCACGAUUCACUGGUAACAUUCGAGGAACCAGUACAAGUUUCCAGCCUACAGCUCCAAAUAACCAAGGUGACAUCCAGCUGCCACACAGUGUCUCAGCACAAACUAUUAAUGAACGCAAUACAGCAGGACAAUUUCCUCACAGCCAGUCAAAUCCAAACAUCACAAGUUCAGGAACACCAGUAACAUCACCUAGUGAUGAGUCAGCAAGUUCAGUAACAACAUCAUCAAGUAGUACCACAUCAUAUCCAAGUACUCAGUUGCUAAGCAACACAAGUGUGUCUGGACAGAACAGCAGUAAUAAUGAUAUCAGUAUGGAGAAUGAACAUGAUGGGUUAACUUCACAAUUGCCAGGGACCAGUUCACAGUAUGACAACAGGCAGCAGACUUCAAGCUUAGAAAGUACACCAGAAACAAGCAGUCACCAGGCAACAGAAAGGACAAAGAAAUACAAAAUGGAGUCCACACCAAGAGGUUUUGUAUUGAUUAUUAAUAAUAUUCAUUUCCGUAACCAUAAACAUCGACCAGGAGCUGAACAAGACAGAGACAAAUUGAAGGCCAUGUUUGAAGAUUUUGGAUUCGAGGUGGAUGUUAAGGAAGAUCAAACAGCUAUGCAAGUAGAAGAACUGCUCUCACAGUUUUCUUUACUACAAGAUCUUUAUCGUGUGGACAGUUUGAUUGUUGUUCUAAUGUCACAUGGUAACGAUGAGUUCAUCUUAGGAUCAGACUGCCAGAGGUUAAAUGUCAUCAACCUGAUCAAAAAGUUCAAUGCUGACUACUGUCCAGCUAUGAUGGGAAAGCCUAAAAUGUUUAUUGUAAAUGCUUGCAGGGGAGAUGAUGUAGACUGCAAUCCAAUAUUAGGAAGCACACAGCCAUGUUAUGACAAAACUGAGACAGACUCUGGGCCGACAUCUUUAGAUAGAAAACAGCCAGCCAAUAGUGAUUUAUUGAUAGCUUACUCCACGUUUCCAGGUUAUGUUUCCUUCAGAGAUGAAGAACAAGGCAGCUGGUUCAUACAGUGUUUGGAAGAAGUGUUUAGGGAAUCAGCCUCUGAUGAACACGUAAUGGAUAUGUUAACACAGGUAAAUGAUAAAGUAGCAAGUAAGAGUGAGAGCAUGAUGGGUUACAACCAGACACCAGCGCCAUCUACAACACUACGAUACAAAUGGUAUUUAAAUCCUCAGACUGUCUGAUAAUCAAGCAAAGUGUAAUUCCUAUCUCUGGAAUUUCUGAUAUUGCCCAAAACAUUGUUUUCUGAUUUAUACAUGGUACAUGAAUCUUGUAUUAAGUUGAACAUAACAACAUAAGUUUAUAAUGAAUAAUUUACUGAUUUACAGAUAUAAGAUUUAAAAUAACAUUGUGUUUAGUUGUUAAACAGCUGUAUGUGUCAGACAAAAAUAAUACAUUUAGCCUUUUUCUGUUUUUUUUCUCAACAACUUGAAUUUAAAGAAAUAUGACAUAUAAGCCUCGUUUGCACCCAGAACUGUAAAAGCAAGUUCUUGUAAAUAUUUUUCCUGGAACAUUCAUCUCUCUCUUUAAUAAUAUAAAAUUUCUUUUUAAUCCAUCAUGAUAAUUAUAUAAAUACCAUGUCAUCAGUGAUCGGGAAGGAUGUGCGCCUUGCGCCAAUUGCGCUUAUCGACCAGAAAUGGCGCAUAGAGUGACAAAUGUAAGCGCCCGCGUGGCGCAUGAUAUUUUUCACUUCGUUUUGAAACGUAGAGAUAUCGUCAAAUGGAUUUCUGAUCGUAUUUCGUGCCGCCAUGUGUGAGUACACAACUGUGUAGUGUUUACUUCAAUGAUAGGAGCACUUAUAUAUUUUUGGGACGUCUCGGGUGUUUUCCUAUGGUAAUAAUGGCUGUGUUUGGAUAUACGCCAGAGGUGGCCUAUGGUUAUCCAUAGGUACCUUUGGUUUGAUAUUCUAUAUAUCAAAAUAUCAAACCAUUGGUACCCAAAGAUACCUAUGGGUAACCAUAGGCUGCCUUAGGCGUAUAUCCAAACACAGCCAAUAGCAACAUGCGGUAUGACUGAUUACCCAAAAAAUGUAAUUAACCAUCAUUCAUGAUAUAAUUUUUUAUAAACAACUUUAAAUUUGUGAAAAUUGGCUAGUACAGGCGAGAAUUCUUCUCUAAUUAUAAUCUUUUAAGUAAGCUUGCUAUUAUUUCGAUUGAAAAACCCAAAAGCCUUUUUAUGAAUGGUAUGGUAUUUGUCUCCAUAAAAGGGGCUUAACUGUCCUUGACAAUUUUUUUGGUCUUUGGCUCGUUUUGACAUUUCAGCAAAUUGUUGUUUUGUCUUAUCAAUUAACGUUGCUCUCUACUGUUAUUCUUGUCAUCGUGAUGAAGUAAUAAUAGUACAAGUGCAGAGGAAAUGCCAGAAACGUCCUCUAAUACGGAACGUCUGGAAUAAGUAUGGUAUCGACGAAGACCCAAAUUUAAUGUAAAAAAAAAAACAUGAACAUGAACAAGGGAACAGUACCAGUUUUAACAUUGUAAAUAAAGGUUAUCGUAAAUAUUGCCCGGUUUGGAAGAAGUUAUUGUAUAUUCAUUGAAAUUGAAAUUACAAAAUCACAGGAACAAUAUCCAUGAUAUUAAUUAGAAUCAUACUUGUUACGUUGUAAGUACAGUGAAAUAUACACUUUUUUUAUUUUUUUUAUUGUAAAUGAAUGGCCCACAAUAAUUCUAAAAAUGGCCCAUUGAAUUUAUUUUUGGGGGGCCCUGGGCCCAUAGAGAAAAAAUCCUUCCAGAUCACUGUGUCAUGCAUUAUUGAACCAAUAUUUCAUGCAUGUUUUAAUGCAUAAUAGGUUGGAACAUACCGUUGUUUUUGAAAUUGUAUGCUUCAAAUCUAAACUACAUGCUUUUUAAACUGAAUUUAACUUUGACAAAUGGAGACAAAAGAGGGACGAAAGAUACCAGAGGGACAGUCAAACUCACAGAUCGAAAACAAACUGACAACGCCAUGGCCAAAAAUAAAAAGACAAACAGACAAAUAAUAGUACAGAUGACACAACAUAGAAAACUAAAGACUAAGCAACACGAACCCCAGCUCCGGAAGGGUAAGCAGAUCCUGCUCCACAUGUGGCACCCAUCGUGUUGCUUAUGUUAUUACAAAUCCGGUAAAUAGUCUAAUUCGGUAGGUCACAUUCGUGAAAAGGGAAGGGUAUUGUAAUUACGACAUAAGGAACUUAUUUGAUAUCAUCUGUGAAAUGGUUAUUCCAUAAUGGUCAACCAACUCGUGAUGGCGUCCGUAAAAUUUACGAAGGGAUUAUUUCAACUUCACCAUUUGGAACUCUUGGUUUAAUUGCUUCCUUGUGAGCAGCAAUCCUCUAUCAAGAGUGAUGAGCCAAUCAAAUUAAGUUUUUAAUGUAUUUUGAAUCAUCUAUAUAUAUCUGCAUGUUACCAUAAAUCAUUUACAUAAAGCAAUUUCAUCAUUUUUGUGCUUAUAAGGAGACACAUUCACCAUGAUUAUGAUAUAUUUAAUAAGACACCUUAGAUGAAUGAACUGAUGAAACUGGAUUAGUUUUCAUGGUGUAAUAUUGACAUGUUAGCCCUUUCAUUCAUUUGUGUUUUUAGUGUCGUCAAAUAUAUGUAACCUAAAAUCUGUCAACCAGAAAAAAUGAUCAUGUGAUGCACUUGCAGGCCAAGAGGAUGAUUUUUUUUAAUCACGUUUUUGUUGGAAAUUGUAUAUAUAUUGUUGUUCAUAAAAAAAUGGUACUCUAAAAUAAGUUGAAAUGAUCGAUGUCAUCAACAACAAUUAUCAAGUGAAAUCUUGAUUCUAAAAGGUGGCCAAUUUUGGGUAAUGACCAAUUUAAGGGGCAGAAGGAUAUAUAAAUAAAUAGUUACUUUGAUUGUAUAUAAUUAUGUAUUAGCGAAUGGACCAUCGCACUUCAGCGUAGAUCAUUGCACUUCAAUGUGACCAUCGACUUUGGUGUCCCCAUCACACCUCUGAGUCCUUCAUAUUUUUUUUUGUAACAGAUUUAAUUUUCUGAAAAAUUUGACCAUUUUAAAAUUAAAUUGUUAUUUAAUUCUCUCUGUUCAUACUGUACCAAAUUUUUAAUGCAAACUUUUUAUGCCUUACAAAAUUUGAUAGAACAUUUAUUUGUAUACGACAUUGAUUUUGAAAGGAGAUUUGUAGGUAUUAAAUUGUGACUAGGAUGGAGAGUUGUCUCAUUGACACUCAUACCACAUCUUUUUAUAUCUAAUUAAGGCUUUAUAACACAAGUAUAAGUCCAUUGUUUUAGUAUCUGUACCAAUACAGCUGUUACUGUUGUUAUAUUUAUAUGGUGUCACCCUGCAGUUUUCAUGUUGGAAAAAGAAUGUAUUAUACAUUUAUUUUUAUGGGUGGUAUUUUUGGUAUGUCCUUUCAAUUUGAUAAGAUUAUUAUUAUGUAUAAAAUCAAUUCUUUUUGUUAUUCACCAUGUAUACUUUUGCGUAAAAGUUCAUUUUCAAAGAGUUAUUUUUUUAUAUAUAUAGUAAACAAAUAUCAUAGUACAGUUUAUUUUUGUGAAAUGAAAAAAAAACCAAAACAAUUUGUAACUUCCAUGAAUGUUGUUUAUCAUUCCACACAUUUAUUUAUAAUUUUUAUUGAUUUUUCACCUGCUUUUAUGAAGAAUGUUAAGUUGAUGUUUGCAUAUAAGAAAAAGAAAAGUUUGUAUUAAAAUAAAAGUAUAGUAAUCAUGUUUAUAGUUAGGUUAGUAAUAUAAAUGACCUAAAAGUGCUCUAUGCAUUUUUUAUAGUUAAUUGUACAUUUUCAUUAUUUUAUGCUUACUUUUGUUAUAUAUGUGAUCUGUUGUGUAUAUUUUAGUGUUCAUCUUUAGAUAUCAGAAUAAAAUAUUUUGAUAUUC